AUGACUAUCGACUGCUUCUUCAAAUCAAACCCGACGUUUAGCUUUGAGGCGCUGCGUGCCGCGGGCUAUAGCAACUACGGCGGCGCAGACCUUGCCGAGGUGGUUGCCAUCUGCGCGCGCAUAAGCCCUGGCAACGAGGACGACUGGGUGCGCGGGUGGCAAAAGGCUGCCGAGCGCGCCGCUUCACAGGCAGAGCGCUCCGCCUCAGUCAAGAACAACGAGAGCGCAAGGCAAGCUUACCUGCGCGCAUCCAACUACUUCCGCACGGCGGAGUUCUUCCGACGGGAGGAUUAUGACAAGGACGAACUAGCACAGUUCUUGUACGCGAGUUCAGAGGAGUGCUUUGAAAAGGCCAUGGCGUUGUCCGAGUACGCCUACGAAGCAGUCGCCAUCCCGUACGAGGAGACGACGCUGCCAGGCUACUUUGUCGCCGUGGACAAGACGGCGAAGCCGCGCAAGACCAUCGUCUUCAACGGCGGCUACGACUCGACCAGCAGCGAGGGCUGGUUCGCGAUCGGGGCGGCCGCGCUGGCCCGGGGCUACAACUUCCUCGCCUUUGACGGUCCCGGCCAGGGCGGCGCCAUCCGCAACCAGAAGCUGCCCUUCCGUCCGGACUGGGAGCGCGUGCUCACGCCCGUCCUCGACCACGCCCUCGCCCGCGCGGACGUCGACCCCGGCCGCCUCGUCGUCUUCGGCUGGAGCAUGGGCGGCUACCUAGUCGCGCGCGCAGCCACACGGGAGCACCGCGCAGCGGCGCUGAUCCUCGACGACGGCGUGCUCGACUUUGGCGCCGCCUUCCGCGCCCGGCAGCCGGCGUUUGUGCAGCGGCUGGUCGAGCAAGGCUACGACGGCGUGUGCGACUGGCUGUCUGGCGUGAUGGCGGCGAUGGACACGGGCGUCCGCUGGGCGCUGCGCAACGGGCGGUGGACGAUGGGCGUGCGCUCGGCGUCGGAGCUGGCGAGGGCGACGAGGGCGUACACGCUGGUCGGGAGCGGCCAGGACAUCAAGACGCCGUGCCUGGUGAUGGACGCGGAGAACGACCACUUCCUCAAGGGUCAGCCGGAGCUGCUGCGCGAGACGCUGACGUGUGAGAACGAGUUUGUGAGCUUGAAGGCGGAGGAGGGCGCGGACACACACUGCCAUCAAGGCGCUUUCUUCCGGACGCACCAGGUCAUCUUUGACUAUCUUGCAAAGCGUAUCGGGGUGAACGGUGCGUGA
Messenger RNA from Cordyceps fumosorosea ARSEF 2679, 1218 nucleotides. RefSeq lists its product as hypothetical. The transcript has a single exon. Lineage: Eukaryota; Fungi; Ascomycota; Sordariomycetes; Hypocreales; Cordycipitaceae. The coding region runs from base 1 to 1218 and encodes 405 amino acids. The record is from RefSeq and is a predicted model, not a curated record.